GGUGUCUUUUCCAGUCGGAGGGAGUGGGCGGGACCUCAGUGGCCUGGGCCCUUCCCCUACUCUGGGUCACCUUGGAGCUCCACACCUCCUCACCUGGGCCCCGCACCCCAAAGGUCAAGCCCCUCCCCCACCCUAAAUCCCGCUUAGGACAAAUCCGAGUCCCGGAGUCCAGGCCCCCACCCUGGAAGCUGGGAAGAGGGCCUUGUUUUCUGUUGGCCCCAAACACAGGGCCUGCCACCCGCCCUCGGGGCCAGCCAGGUGGGGCGAGAUUCAGGAAGUAAACAAGGCUAGGAGGGUAGGAAGGAGGGUGGGGCUGGGUGGCUAGGGCCGGAGAGGCAGAGCCCGCGAAUCCAGGUUGGAGUGGCGCUGCUGGGGGGCAGGUUGCUGGGUGGCCGCUGACUUCAGCCUGCAGCCACUUCCUCCCCUCUUCCCGGGCUCCCCACUGGUGGUCUCUGGCCGGCCCUGCCCCCAUCCCUCCCUGAAAGGAGAGGAGCGGGAGAUCAAUGUGGGUGUGUCCCCCCUUUCCGUAAGGACCUGAGCCCCCACCAGUCCCAGCUGUGGGUGGGGCCCUUUUGCCCCUUUGUCUGUCUGUCUGUCUGCUUCUUUGGGUGUUUGACUUUCCAGUCCUGCUCUGCUGGUCCCUCUGGCCAGAACACCCGGAGAGGAACUUCAUCCCUGGGGAGACAGACCUGAACAAGUCCUGGGCAGCCAGCACUGGCAGCAGCAGAAACAGCCCGCUGGGGCCCUGACCCGGGAUAUCAUGGAGCCGGACCUGUCUCCCCCGAGUCCCAGCAGCCCCCUAGAAGACCUGUGCCCAGCCCCCAGGACCCUGCCUGGGACCCCCCCGCCCCCUGAAGCCCCUGUGCUCGGGGAGGUGAUGCGGUCCCAGCCUGUGCCCAUCCCAGCCAGCAGGAAGCUUCCCGAGGAGGAGCGCCAGGCCACCUCGCUGCCCUCCAUCCCUAACCCUUUCCCUGAGCUCUGCAGCCCCACCUCGCACAGCCCCAUCCUCGGGGGGCCCUCCACUGCCAGGGGGCUGCUACCCCGAGACACCAGCCGCCCCCACGUGGUGAAGGUGUACAGCGAGGACGGGACCUGCCGCUCCGUGGAGGUGGCCGCUGGUGCCACAGCGCACCAUGUGUGCGAGAUGCUGGUCCAGCGCACCCAGGCCCUGAGUGAUGAGAACUGGGGGCUGGUGGAGUGCCACCCCCUCCUGGCCCUGGAGCGCGGCCUGGAGGACCAUGAGUUGCUGGUGGACGUGCAGGCCACCUGGCCAGUGGGCGGGGACAGCCGCUUCGUCUUCCGGAAGAACUUUGCCAAGUACGAGCUGUUCAAGAGCUCCCCGCACACCCUGUUCCCAGAAAAGAUGGUCUCCAGCUGCCUCGACGCGCACGCCGGCAUGUCCCAUGAAGACCUCAUACAGAACUUCCUGAACGCGGGCAGCUUCCCUGAGAUCCAGGGUUUCCUGCAUCUGCGAGGCUCAGGCCGCAAGCUUUGGAAACGCUGCUUCUGCUUCCUGCGAAGGUCUGGCCUCUACUUCUCCACCAAGGGCACCUCGAAGGACCCGAGGCACCUGCAGUACGUGGCAGAUGUGAACGAGUCCAAUGUGUACAUGGUGACGCGGGGCCGCAAGCUGUACGGGCUGCCCACGGACUUCGGCUUCUGUGUCAAGCCCAACAAGCUCCGGAGCGGCCACAAGGGCCUCCGCAUCUUCUGCAGCGACGAUGAGCAGAGCCGCACCUGCUGGCUGGCCGCCUUCCGCCUCUUCAAGUACGGGGUGCAGCUGUACAAGAAUUACCAGCAGGCCCAGUCUCGCCACCUACGCCCAUCCUACUUGGGGUCCCAGCCCUUGAGGAGCGUCUCUGACAACACCCUGGUGGCCAUGGACUUCUCAGGCCAAGCCGGCCGCGUCAUCGAGAACCCCCGGGAGGCUCUGAGUGCUGCCCUGGAGGAGGCCCAGGCCUGGAGGAGAAAGACAAACCAUCGCCUCAGCCUGCCCACCCUGUGCUCGGGUGCCAGCCUCAGUGUAGCCAUCCACCGCACCCAGCCCUGGUUCCACGGACGCAUUUCCAGAGAGGAGAGCCAGCGGCUCAUCGGGCAGCAGGGCCUGGUGGACGGCCUGUUCCUGGUCCGGGAGAGUCAGCGGAACCCACAAGGCUUUGUCCUGUCCUUGUGCCACCUGCAGAAGGUCAAGCACUACCUCAUCCUGCCGAGUGAGGCCGAGGGCUGUCUGUACUUCAGCAUGGACGAUGGCCAGACGCGCUUCACGGACCUGCUGCAGCUCGUGGAGUUUCACCAGCUGAACCGCGGCAUCCUGCCCUGCCUGCUGCGCCACUGCUGCACCCGAGUGGCCCUCUGAUGACCACACGAGCCGUCCUGGCCAGUGCCAGGAUCCCCAGCACCGCCCCGGAAUGGACUGGGGUGCAGAAGGCGGGGUGGGUGAGGAAUGACGGCGGGCCCCCCUCCAGUUUCCUCCUGUGCCACUUCACCUGCCUGCCUGCAGAAAGCACCCCCUUCAAGGAAGGCCUGAGCAUCCCUGUCCCCUCUGAGGCAUCCCAGGGCAGUGGCUUGCGCUGGGGCAGGCCUGGUGUUCCAGGCCCCCUACCCUGUACAGACUGAGAGGCCAGUGGUCUGCUGUUUUAUACUUGUGACAAUAAAGAUUAUUUUUUGAUAUA
Heterocephalus glaber (naked mole-rat) is the source of this 2672-nucleotide messenger RNA. NCBI's taxonomy places the organism in Eukaryota, Metazoa, Chordata, Mammalia, Rodentia, Bathyergidae. The record is from RefSeq and is a predicted model, not a curated record.